Momordica charantia (bitter melon) is the source of this 2265-nucleotide messenger RNA. Its product is annotated as U3 small nucleolar RNA-associated-like protein. Gene Ontology annotation, molecular function: protein binding; snoRNA binding. NCBI's taxonomy places the organism in Eukaryota, Viridiplantae, Streptophyta, Magnoliopsida, Cucurbitales, Cucurbitaceae. Gene Ontology annotation, cellular component: small-subunit processome; Pwp2p-containing subcomplex of 90S preribosome. The record is from RefSeq and is a predicted model, not a curated record. Gene Ontology annotation, biological process: maturation of SSU-rRNA from tricistronic rRNA transcript (SSU-rRNA, 5.8S rRNA, LSU-rRNA).
GCAGCCCUAAAGCCGUCUUCCGCACUCGCAUUUAGCUCUAUUCCCUACAAGUUCCCAGUUACCGAACCCGACAAUGGCGGACGUUGUGCAGUUCCGCCUCGAGGGCAUGGUCGACGAGCUCGAUGACCUCGAGCAACGCGGCCUCUUCUCCCGGCGAGAGAUUGCCGAGAUAGUAAAGCAGCGGCGUAAGUUCGAGUACCGUCUGAAGCGCCCUUGUCCGCUCAAGCAGGACUACUUGGCCUAUGUCGAUUACGAGACGCAUCUGGACUCACUUCGCAACCUCAGGAAGAAAGCGGUGGCUCGCGAGCUUAAGAAGCAGGGAAAUAAGAAGAUGAGAAAGUCUAUUUCCGACUUCGCCGGUGUCAAAAGGAUCUUGUACAUCUAUCGCCUUGCGGUUACUAGGUAUAAGGGCGAUAUUGAUCUUUGGUUUCGCUAUCUCGAGUUUUGUAGAGGACAACAGAACGGGAGGAUGAAGAAGGUCCUGGCUCAGCUGAUUAGGUUUCAUCCAAAGGUUCCAGGGGUUUGGAUAUAUGCUGCUGCUUGGGAGUUUGAUCAUAAUACGAACGUUGAUGCUGCACGUUCUCUUAUGUUAAGUGGUUUGAGGGUUUGCCCAACUUCAGAGGAUCUUUGGGUAGAAUAUCUACGGAUGGAACUUACUUAUCUUAACAAGUUGAAGGCCCGAAAGGUUGCCCUUGGAGAGGACAAGGGAAGUCUAGUCCGUGAAAAUAGAGCUGCUGAGGAGAAACAAUGGAGAGAGGAAAAUAAAGAUUUAUUCAUGUCAAUCGGUGAAGAAAGAGAGAAUAAUGAUGGAUCAGUUGUUGAAACGGAGUCAAAGGAUCAACUGGAUUUAUUUCGAGAGCAGGGUUCAAACAUUUUAGAAACUAUCUACAAUGGAGCAAUUGAAGCUCUGCCUUCCAGUUUUAGCCUGAGAAAGCGUGUCCUAGAGAUAUUGGAAGCAAUGGAUUUAUCUCAUUCAGAAGAAAUGCACUCAAAAAUAUUACAGGACUUAAAAAGAGACUUCGGAACUCAGCCACAGUAUUGGGACUGGUUGGCUAGACUUGAGUGUAAUCCUGAAAAUGUACAGGGAAUGAGUGACGGAAAAGAGAUCUCUCAGAUCGAAAAGGCUGUCCAGGUCUAUGAGGAAGCCCUCGAAUGUUUGCCUUCAUCUACAAUGUUUAGCUUGUAUGUGGAGUUUUUGAUGAACAUUAUUACCCCUGUUAAGGGAAAACACACAUCUGGAUUAUCUAGCUAUACUGUGAACAUUACUUCACGUCUCUUGGUGGUAUAUGAAAAGGCUCUAACUUUAGGACAUAUUACUGAGGAUUUAGGUUGUCAAUAUGUUUCAUUUUAUUUGCAACUUGGGAGACUGGAUGAAGCACGGAAGCUCGCAGAAAGACUUUGCAGUGGAAAACUUUCAAAUUCAGUGAAGUUGUGGGUAUUGAGAGUCUCAAAUGAGAUAAAAUGCAUUUUGAAGGAUUCUCCUUCUCCAAGUAAGGAUGAUAUGAAGUCCAUCUUUGAGCUGACGAAAGAUGUUUUGAGAGAUUUUUCAGUUUCAGAAUCUGAGAGUCUGUGGCUAGUGGUUCUCAACUUUUUUGCCAAUCAAAGUUAUUAUUUUGACAAAUUGCUGGAAAUUUCUCUUUUAGCAUUAGCUAAAUACGGUGGCAGUGAGGAUGGAUUUUCACUCUCCUCAACGAUUGUUGAUUUUGUUCUACAAAAAGAUGGAAUUCAACGUACAAGAGAAGUGUAUAAGAAAUUUCUUGGAUUACCCCAUCCAGGGCGUGCUAUGUAUCGAACAUGUAUUCAGCUGGAAUCUAACCUUGCAUCUGCUGGGGAUAAAGAUGGCCUCGCAAAUGCUCGUAAGCUAUUUGAAUCUGCACUUACAACUUAUGACCAAGAUGUUAGUUUGUGGCAAGAGUACUGUAUAAUGGAAGCUAAGAUAGGAUCAUCAGAAACUGCAGCUGCAAUUCGUUGGCGUGCAAGGAAAACGUUAAAGGAUGCCACAGCACUUGUUACUUCCUCCGAUUUGUGAUUUUUUGUAGAAAUUAUGUAUAUUUAUCAAAUCAAUUUUGACCUUUUAGGUAGAACGGUGAAUCGAUUGAAUGUUGGCGAUUAGGAACGGAUAAAAAUGUCAUCUACAGAGCCCGGCCAAUGAAUAUGUUUCUUAUAUCUGUCCUCCCCAGUUGAUGCAUAGUGUACAACAUUACACAUGCAAAAGCACAACUUUUAAUGGAAUACAGUUCAACGGAAAUACUUCCAAAUUCUCUA